AUGACUGAAGAACCUCGAUACCACUGGACGCAGUCCAAUUCGGGCUUCUGGCACCGAGAUAUCGACGAGUGUGAGCAAUUCUAUCAGCUUUACGCCAACGAAGAACACGGCUGUUAUCCUGUCACGGCAUGCGCUUUGUUCCAAGUCAAAGAUGAGAGCGUGAAUCUGGAUUUCAAUGUUCAAAGUGCUUUGCAAAAUGCCUGGACACUUUUGCGGCAUAAACAUCCGACUUUGGGGUCUCGAAUCGAACGAAGCGAUCAGCCUGAUACAUGGAAACGUGUAUACCGACCUUUGGACUCUGAUGAAGAUGUCAAGUCUUGGCUGGAGUCGACCUUUAAAAUCAUCACGACUAAUGGGACUGCUCUUUCAUGGUUCAACAAUGAUGCACCCUCUUUCCACAUGCCAACGGUCUACAUCGUCAAGUCUGAACUGGACGCACAACAGGCAGUAUUCCUCCGAUGUCCUCACGACAUCACUGAUGGAGUUGGUAUCCUUCACCUGCUAAAUCAGCUCUUUUUACACGCCUCUUCAUUCUAUGGACAGGCCAGCGAGUUCAGAUACCCACUACCUGACAUUGAUCUCGGCACGCGACUCUCUCCAUGCUUAAGAGUCGCUGCUUCCAUCCCCAACGCAUUGUCCGAGGCUCAAAUGCAGCGUUUCCACGACAUUCAAAACACUAAUGGCAACAUUUAUAAUCACACACGCUGGUUGAAUCUGCCACCAACCGCUUCCAACGAUAGUGCACCGAUAAUGAAACGUAUAGCUGUUUCAGUCUCUCGAUCCUUGUCAGACCAGGUCUUGGUUGGUUGCAAGAGCAUCGCUCCAGGAGUCAGCUUGACACAUGCCUUUACUGCUGCUUUAACCAUGACCCUUCGAGAUCUUCAGCCUCGACAAGAUCAGGCUUACACUGCUCGCUACGUCGGUAGAUCCAUGAUCAAUAUCCGCCCUUACUGCCGUGAGCCUUUUGACAGUCCGGACCAUGCCGCAGCUGCAUACCACGCUGUAUCAGCACAAGCUGUUGGUAUUGAUGUAAAGAUACCAGGCGUAGCUGAUGAUGGGACCAAAGUUGAUACCUUACCGGAGCUAGCCAUCAAUGUACACGGCUUCUACCAACAGAUCAAAUCAGAUCCAUCACAAAGCACAUACGAGCAAGCUCUGUUUGCCCCUCAGGUCUUCCAGACUCUCUUUCCACCACCUGGUGUAGACCCAUGGGCCUUUCAAGAGUCACCUUUUUGUCCCGUUUCUCUAUCCUCCAUCGGCAACUUGGGCAACAUAGUCGGUAGUUCUAAUGGUGUUUUUGAACUUUCCAAGGUUUGGGCUGCCAGUCAACCUAUUAACGCUGGAGAGGUAGUGUUUCUCGGUUCAUGGGAUGGCCAAAUUGAGCUUUCCAGUGUUUUCAAUACCCAGUACCAUAAACAGGAAUACAUGGAAAGAUUCAUUACGAAUAUUUUCACUCAUGUUUUGGAAGGGCUCGGUAUUGAUGCGGACGAUCGUGCAAUUGCGGUGGUGGAAUAG
This is a messenger RNA of Fusarium poae, 1515 nucleotides long. RefSeq lists its product as uncharacterized. The record is from RefSeq and is a predicted model, not a curated record. The transcript has a single exon. The coding region runs from base 1 to 1515 and encodes 504 amino acids. NCBI's taxonomy places the organism in Eukaryota, Fungi, Ascomycota, Sordariomycetes, Hypocreales, Nectriaceae.